AUGACAUCAGUCAACAUCACUGAAGACCUAUGCAAGAUAUGUGAUGGUAGAAUAGAGUGCGCACCUACAGCUAUCUUGCUCAUCUCCCUGGUUCAUACCUUAUACGGACAUAUUGCCCCUGAACCUGAUUACUUUGGAAAGAAUAAAGAAGCUUUACUCAGGUCACAGGACAGUCCUGCAAAUGAAGAUUAUAUUAUUCCUAAGUACAGACCCUACGGCUACUUCGACAAGGUAAAAGAAGAGCAAAAGAAUAUUAAAAUUGAAGAUAAUGAUAACCAGUUGGCCGAAUACGACUUCAUUGUGGUUGGUGGUGGUACAGCAGGUUGUGUGAUCGCCAGCAGACUGUCGGAGAAUAGAAAGUGGAAGGUUUUAUUGAUUGAAGCGGGUCCUGAGGAGCCGAAGAUUGCAUCUAUUCCUAGCUUGACCAGUGAGUUUAGAGGCUCUGCACUGGACUGGCAGUACAGCAUGAGGCCAAAAAAGGGAUUUUGUCAAAAUCGACUCGAUAAGGGCUGCGAAGUGGUCCAAGGAAGAGUUUUAGGAGGGACAUCUACCAUAAACGAUAUGGCCUAUAUGAGAGGCAGUCCUGCAGACUAUGAUGAAUGGGCUAUCAAUGGUAAUCAGGGUUGGAGUUUCUCCGAAGUUCUCCCGUACUUUAAAUACUCUGAAGGCAACUAUGACAGAGAUAUAUAUAAAAAUAAAUUCUUCCAUUCAACACAAGGACCGUUGGAUAUAGGACGUUAUCCAUACGUAGAUGAUAAUGUUGACGUUUUGUUAAGUGCUUUCAAUGAACUCGGUUACAAUUAUACAGACAUCAAUGGUAGAAAUCAGCUUGGUUUCAUGAGAAUACAAACUAUGUCUUAUUUUGGUGAGAGAGUAAGUGCAUUUACCGCUUUUAUUGAACCUGUUAGAAAAUUAAGGUCUAACCUUGUCAUUAUUACAGAAGCAUUAGUUACUAAAAUUGCAUUUCAAGAGCAUAGACAAGCUAUUAAAGCAUUAGGUAUUGAGUAUAUUCAAAAUGGUACAAAAGUAAGAAUAAGAGCGAAAAAAGAAGUUAUAGUUACAGCUGGUGCAAUCAAUUCGCCUAAACUAUUGAUGCAAUCUGGAAUAGGAUCAAAAGAGUACUUAGAAUAUUUAAAUAUUAAAUCUGUUUAUGAUCUCCCCGUUGGAGCUAAUUUUCAAGAUCAUCUUUCAGUUUGUCUACCAGUAAUAAAAUUAAAAAAGACGUCAACAUUGCAGAAGUUUCCAGACAAAUUAAAAGAUAUCACAACAUAUUAUUCAAAGGGUAUUGGCCCACUUUCGGCCAAUUUUCAGGUAGUUGCAUAUAUUGAAACAAAUUUAUCUGAUAUAUUGGGAACUCCUGAUAUAGAAGUAAGAUUCAAAGGGCAUAAUUCUAAUAUGUAUUAUGAUAAGAUCGAUAUAUGUUUAUCUCUUCUAACUCCAAAGAGUAGAGGGCAAGUCGUUUUGAAUGCAAGUGAUCCUGUCUUUGGAAAACCUCUCAUUUAUCCCAAUUUUCUCAAAGAUCCCACAGACGAAAAGAAACUGUUAGAAGGCAUACAAGAAAUUACGAAACUUUUUGAUACAGAUGUGUUUAAGAGUGCUGAUUUCGAAUUCGAUCCACGACCAAUAUUAAACAACGAGUGUAAAAAUCAUGAAAAGGUUUCUCAAGAAUUUUGGUCUUGUAUCAUUAGACACUUCACAAGUCCAUUACAUAACUAUGCAGGGACAUGUAAAAUGGGAUCUACUAAAGACCCAGACUCAGUAGUUGAUCACGACCUAAAAGUUUAUGGGACUACUAAUUUAAGAGUAGCUGACGCGUCAAUAAUGCCGAAAAUUACACGAGGAUCCACAGCAGCUCCAGUUAUAAUGAUAGCGGAAAAAGCGAGCGAUUUAAUAAAAACAACUUGGUACUGA
Molecule: messenger RNA, 1911 nt
Organism: Diatraea saccharalis (sugarcane borer)
Lineage: Eukaryota; Metazoa; Arthropoda; Insecta; Lepidoptera; Crambidae
Source: the annotation of a GenBank genome assembly